Messenger RNA from Danaus plexippus (monarch butterfly), 1135 nucleotides. RefSeq names its product dehydrodolichyl diphosphate synthase complex subunit Nus1 (gene Tango14). The record is from RefSeq and is a predicted model, not a curated record. The coding region runs from base 145 to 909 and encodes 254 amino acids. Gene Ontology annotation, cellular component: endoplasmic reticulum membrane; dehydrodolichyl diphosphate synthase complex. NCBI's taxonomy places the organism in Eukaryota, Metazoa, Arthropoda, Insecta, Lepidoptera, Nymphalidae. Gene Ontology annotation, molecular function: ditrans,polycis-polyprenyl diphosphate synthase [(2E,6E)-farnesyl diphosphate specific] activity. The transcript has 2 exons.
GUGGUUGACAAAUGUCCAGUGACGACUUCACGAGACAGCCGACAAAAUGUUCACGUUUAUAGAGUUAUAACUGUGGAAUUAUGGUUUUGGUGCAUUUUCUAAUGGUGUGUAACAUGAUUAAAUAAAAACUAAGAAUCUUUAGCCAUGUUGUCAAGACUUCUUCGUGAGUUCCUGUAUUACCUAGUACAUUUAAUUGUAAAUGUACUUGUUUCAUUGAAACAUUGUUAUCGCCGAUUUCAUAAUAAAAAUCACUGUUUAUCUCAGAAGCAGGUGACUAAGACUGAUGUCUUGACAUUGUUGGAAAAAGUGCCAAAAUUACAAAAAUCUCUAAAACACUUAGUUGUGUUAACAAACACAGAUGUGCACUCAACUAGUGAUCUCGCUAAGCUGGUUAUAUGGAGUUUGAUAGUAGGAGUUCCUUACGUUAGUUUUUAUGAUAUCACAGGUAAUCUGAAGACUAAGGAAAAGGAUCUAUUUUUUGAGAUAGAAAAGAAUAAGAAAGGCAUCCCUGGUUGUAUUAAAUGGUCUAAUAAAAGACAGCUGAAUGGUUACACAUAUGGUGUACAAGGGAAUACAGUUUACAUUAAUAUAUUUUCAUAUAGUGAUGGAAAACCAAAAAUAGUAAAUUGUGUCAAAGAUAUAGCGGAAGACAAAUUGUUUUGCGAAAGAAGUUCGGAUGAAUUUACUGCAAAUGAAUUUGAUGAGGCACUAAGGAAACAUUAUCCUAACAUUCCCGAGCCGGAAUUAGUACUAUAUACCGGCCCAUUAUGUUGUACAAAUGGCCUUCUUCCCUGGCAAAUAAGACUUAGUGAAUUUGUACAGAUAUCAUACAAUAAUAAUAUAAAUGUAAACAAUUUUUUAGGUGCUUUAAAUAAAUAUUGCAAAUGUGAUCAAAGAUUUGGGAAGUGAUUCCUGAAUAGCCUAAGUCAUAAAUUAUAUUCUUAAAUGAGAUGAAGUGAGAAGUGUUUAUUUAAAGAAUGUUUGUUUCUGAUAAAUAACUACCCAAGUGUUUUUUUUUUGGUCAUAAGCAAAAUGUUAUACAGUACAGCUCCUGUAAAAUUUAUAUUUAUUGCAAUAAUGUACUAAUAUUUGUAGAUAUAUUUGUAAAGAACAUACAUGCGAGUAAGUUAUUCAA